AUGCUUCUUUCACGACGGAGUCACUCCGCAAAGUUGCCUUGGGCUUUCCUGGGACAUCAAAACGAGCGUGGCAUCGUAAGCUUCUCAAGCGAUGGUACUUUGGUCGCUUCACUAUCCUCGACAUCACAAGUGGUCAAGGUCUGGAGCACGGAGUCAUACAAAUGUCGCCACACGCUGCAUUUUAAGACACCGAUUGUCCAUGACCAACUGGCUCUCAAUAAGGACUGGCUCGUAGUUGGUCUUAACAACUAUCGGACUCCCGUCCAUGACAUGAAAACAGGGGCCGUUUCCAAGACUGUCUGCAGCAACUUUAAGGCUGGACCUGUUAUUUCAGACGACGGAACCUUACUCGCGAGCCAUUCGCUGGAAGGAGCCGUCAGGAUAUGGGAUCUCACAUCAAUGGCUUCGACAGACAGCAUGACCAUCGAACAAUCCAUGGGGGUAGAACUAGUGACCCCUUUUACGGAUGAUAAAACCAUACUCUCUCAUAGCAGGGGAAAGGUCGAGAUCUGGGAUAUGCAGAGUGCAGUCUGCAAAGAAUCAUUAGAACCCGAAGUUCCCUCGGAGACCCAGAUAUUCGUAGCAGCUGCGACUGGUGCACCGGUAUUCGCCAUAUUGAAAGACACCGUGGUUGAGAUCUGGGACACCAACCCCCUCCGUCAUGCCAGCACCUUCCAGCGAACGUUCAGUUGUCUUGGAGAGCGUUACUACUGCCUGGCCAUUUCUGCCAAUGGUGAACGACUGGCUGUUGGAUCUUCAAAGCCGGGUACAGUUGAGAUCUGGGAUGUGAAAAAUGCAGUUCUACAGCAUACACUGAACGUUCGAUUGGCAGACUUUCCUUGUAUCGCUUUUUCACCAGACGCUGCUAAAAUUGCAUACACUCUUUGGGGAGCCCUCAAGAUUCGCUCUCUCCCCAGACUCGAAACACUGACUAUUAAAACAAACAGAAAGUCAUUCAUACGCACUCUGACCUUUCGGGGCAAGCGAAUCAUAGGAGUAUAA
This is a messenger RNA of Fusarium fujikuroi IMI 58289, 1002 nucleotides long. RefSeq names its product related to vegetatible incompatibility protein het-e-1. The transcript has a single exon. NCBI's taxonomy places the organism in Eukaryota, Fungi, Ascomycota, Sordariomycetes, Hypocreales, Nectriaceae. Bases 1 to 1002 code for a protein of 333 amino acids. Gene Ontology annotation, molecular function: protein binding. The record is from RefSeq and is a predicted model, not a curated record.